UGGUUUGUGCUGCUGCACUGUGCUGCAGACUGCGUGGCGGUUUCCGGUGUCCGUCCGUCUGCAGGAGGAUGGCGUCCGGCUUUUUCCUUCAGCUUCUCCGCCGUCGCUCCUCCGACUCCCAAAUAUCUCCGAUGUUCUGGAUCCGAGACUAAAGACGGCACCAAAAACCCUGUUUUUGUUUUUUUUGCAUCACGUCUAGAGGAAGUUUUUAUUCCAGAUACAUAGCACUGGUUCCCAUUCACCAAACCACAUCUGCCCCCUUUUUAAAAAAAAAAAAAAAGUGGCACUGAAAUUUCUAUUUUUUUACUCUGCACUGAAUUGCUGUAUGUGAAGUGGAAGGAUGACUGAAGCAUGGCAGCAGCAGCAACAACAACAUGCAGUGGCACCUCCCUCUGUUGUGCAUACACUACCUCAGGGCACUGAUAACACCCUUGGCUGUGCUGUGUAUGGAGUCGUGUUGCAGCCAGACUCUUCCCUGCAGCAGCCCCAGCAUGGUCAGCAGCACUCUGUGCCAGGCCAGCAGCCCUCCUUGCAGGUAGGGGGCGAAAGAGGGCAUAAGUGUGGAGCCUGUGGCCAUGAUAUAUCUCAUCUGGCUAACCCUCAUGAGCACCAGUGCAUGGUCAGCCAAGAUCGUUCCUUCCAGUGCACUCAGUGCAUGAAGAUUUUUAGCCAGGCUACAGACCUCCUGGAGCAUCAAUGUGUGCAGGUGGAGCAGAAGCCAUUUGUGUGUGGUGUCUGCAAGAUGGGCUUUUCACUGCUCACCUCAUUGGCCCAGCAUCACAAUUCACAUGGAAAUGGGAACAACCCAAUGAAGUGCUCCAUCUGUGAGAAAACCUACCGACCCGAUUCUGGAAAUGUUACCCCGACCUCGUCGGCUGCCAACCCUCAGCAGCCCUCCACCGGUGAGACGUCCGGUGGUGGUGCGACAAUCAGUGCCUCGUCUCCCCCCACGUUUGAAGCCUCUGCACCUGACAGGCCAUAUAAGUGCUCAGUGUGCCACAAGGCCUUCCGACAUUUGUCAGAGCUGACCCGCCACGAAAGGGUGCAUACUGGUGAAAAGCCAUACAAAUGUGACACCUGCGACAAAAGCUUCAGCCAGUCUUCACACCUGGCGCACCAUCAGCGCACGCACAGCUCUGAGCGGCCGUACAAGUGCGCCGUGUGCGAGAAGAGCUUUAAGCACCGCUCUCACCUCGUGCGUCACAUGUAUGCCCAUUCGGGCGAGCACCUGUUCAAGUGCAAUUUGUGCGAGAUGCACUUUAAGGAGUCGUCCGAACUCCUGCACCACCAAUGCCAGCCAGAAGGUGAGAGGCCCUUCCGCUGCGGCUCUUGCGGAAAGAGCUUCAAGCGUCCGUCUGACCUGCGGCAGCACGAGCGCACUCACUCAGAAGAGCGGCCCUUCCAGUGCGAGGAAUGCCAGAUGAGCUUCAAACAGCAGUAUGCUCUUGUGCGCCACCGGCGCACUCACAAAAAUCCCGCUGACCGACCCUUCAAGUGUAACCUCUGUGAUAAGGGUUUUCUUCAGCCGUCCCACCUGCUGUACCACCAGCAGGUCCAUGGCAUGGAGAGUCUGUUUAAGUGCGCAUCCUGCCAGAAGUCUUUCAGCCAAUCCGGGGAACUGCUAAGGCACAAAUGUGGCGGCGAAGUGGAGAAGCCCUACAAAUGCGACGUGUGCGGCAAAGGGUACAAAAAAAAUUCAACACUGCAGCGUCACCAAAAUUCUCACUGUACAGAGAAGCCACUGAAGUGCUCCCUCUGUGACAGGCGCUUUGUGUCCUCCUCAGAGUUUGUGCAGCAUCGCUGUGACCCAACACGUGAGAAGCCCCUGAAAUGUCCCGACUGUGAAAAGCGCUUCCGGUACUCGUCUGAGCUGCAGCGCCAUCGCCGCGUUCACACUGGCGAGAAGCCUUUCAAGUGUGCCAACUGUGAAAAAAGCUUCAAGCAGCGUGAGCACUUGGCUAAGCACCAGAGUGUGCACUCGCGGGAAACGCAGUUCAAGUGCGUGUGGUGUGGUGAGCGUUUCGUUGACCUCACGGCCCUGCAGGAGCACACUGUUCAGCACACCGCUGAAGGCGAGAACUUCCCUGCAACGUCUUGCAUCCCGUGAACAGCAACUCUUCGGCCACAGUCAGCAAACACAACGGUUACCCACAAAGCAAUGUGUGCCAGCCUCCGCUAUUUUAUCUGUAAGCUGUAACAUAUUUACAUUUCAUAAAGAUUUUAUUGACAGUGAUAUAAAGUCUGAGCGCAUCCUAAGCUUUUAGCAAACAGAAAAAUGGAUGAAACCAGCUGGGAGGAUUGGUGACAUCACGGCCAUAUUCUUCUUUAUUUGGAGCUCUUGGAAGAAACUUGGAAGAGAAUAAGGUCAACUUAAAAAGUUGUAAUUUGCUCUUUGAUUUUAUUUUCAUCCCCACCCUUGCAUCGUGUCUGCAUUUUUCUGUUUCUUCUGUUCAAGACUUUCCAAUUGUCAAAUUACGUCUCCUCUUAAAAUCCAUGUGCCUUUUACCAAUCGCUCAUUUGGUGUGUUGUCAAUUUUAUAUUGCGUAUGUAAACUGAAAUCCUUCCACUCCUAUCCAGCGGUUGGCUUGUGCAGCAGUAACUUCUUGCUUUCUAGAUCUAGGUAGUUUCAUCUGUUUGUGCAUGAGUAUUUAUCACAGUUUAAUAUCACUGUUGUAUAAUAGGUUUAUUUAGUAAAAUGCAUUAAGAAGACAAAAAAAAGUGGAUUUGUGAAAAUUGUAUAGCCUGUGUCCUAUGAAAAUGUGUUGUUGCAUCUUUGUAAACAGAUGACAUCGAGGUAGCCAUCCCCUACCCGCCGUGUCACACAAACACUUGACAUGUGCAAUAGAACGUGCACAGUGUAAUAUUUGACUACUGAAUCAUGGCAUAGUCUACUCUGUCAUAAUAUAGAUUGUGUGUAUACGUGUAAGUAUGUAAACAUAAA
This is a messenger RNA of Thalassophryne amazonica, 2941 nucleotides long. RefSeq names its product zinc finger protein 319. The transcript has 2 exons. NCBI's taxonomy places the organism in Eukaryota, Metazoa, Chordata, Actinopteri, Batrachoidiformes, Batrachoididae. The record is from RefSeq and is a predicted model, not a curated record. Bases 341 to 2107 code for a protein of 588 amino acids.